AUGGUGCAUUUAGUGCUUUUGCUGUUAGCAGCGCCUCCGGUCUACCUACUAUACGCUUUCGUCGCAUCAUAUUAUCAAGCCUGGCGAUAUGAGCAGAGAGCGGCAGCUAAGGGUUGCAAGCGGGCUCCUAUGCGACCCUACAAGUACCCUGGUGGUCUCGACAUGAUCGCACGCAUUUUCCAGGCCGAUGCACGCCAUCAAAUACCCAACGAGUUUGAACGUAUAUGCUUCCAGGAGAUGCAAGGGAAGACAACGUUCGAACAAUACUUGUUUGGUGGGCUUGUAUUCUUUACGAUCGACCCAGAGAACAUUCAAGCCAUCUUGGCCAAACAGUUCAACGACUUCGAACUCGGACCAAGUCGACGUGGAAACUUCUGGCCCUUCCUUGGAAAUGGCAUCUUCACUGCUGAUGGUGCUGACUGGUCUCACGCACGGGCGAUGCUACGACCACAAUUUGCGAGAAAUCUGGUGGCGGACCUUGAACUUGAGGAGAAGCACGUCGGGGAUCUGCUCAAACAUAUACCAGUCAAGACAUCGGAUGGCUGGACAGAUAACAUUGACUUGCAACCUCUGUUCUUUCGGCUCACCCUAGACUCUGCCACCGAAUUCCUCUUUUCUGAAUCAGUACAUUCCCAGAUCACUGCUCUUCCUGCCUCGGCCAGAAACAACGAGAAACUAUCUAACCCUACUGGACUGGAUCUCAUUGAAGUUGGCAAAGCCUUUGACAGAGCGACACACAUGCUUGGAAAGAGAGCUCGCUUCGCAGAAAACUAUUGGUUGUACAACCCAAAGCAAUUCAAGACAGACUGCAAGCUCGUCCACAAGUUCGCUGACUUUUUUGUCCAACGAGCCUUGACCUCGGAUCUCGAGAAGGCGGACACAGGCCGCUACGUCUUCUUGCACGAAUUGGUAAAGGUUACUCGCGAUCCGAUUGAGCUUCGAUCUCAACUACUGAACAUCUUUCUGGCUGGGCGGGACACAACUGCUGGACUAUUAGGCUGGGUAUUUUGGGUUCUUGCUCGCCAUCCAGACAUCUUCCAGAAAUUGCGAGAAACGGUCCUGAACGAGUUUGGCACAUACGAGAAGCCCAGGAACAUCACCUUCGAAAGUCUCAAAGCCUGUACUUACCUGCAGCACGUCAUGAACGAGACUCUCCGUCUCUAUCCCUCCGUGCCUCUAAACUCUCGUCGUGCGGUGCGAGAUACAACCAUUCCAGUCGGUGGUGGACCAGAUGGAAAAUCACCUAUAUUCGUGCCCAAGGGCACUCAAGUCGACUACGCCGUCCACGUCAUGCAUCGUCGCAAGGAUAUCUAUGGUGAGGAUGUGAAUGAAUUCAAGCCGAGCCGCUGGGUCGGUAAAAGGGUUGGGUGGGAGUAUUUGCCCUUCAAUGGCGGCCCUCGAAUUUGUUUAGGUCAACAGUUUGCGUUGACGGAGGCUGGCUAUGUGAUUGUGCGAUUGAUGCAGAAGUACGAUCGAAUCGAGAACUUGAGCAGCGUGACGGAGGAAGAUCCUUUGUAUCAGUACAGCGUCACGACGGCACCUUGGGAGGUCAAUGUGAGAUUGCGUGAGGCGAGGAAUUGA
This is a messenger RNA of Lithohypha guttulata, 1581 nucleotides long. RefSeq lists its product as uncharacterized. Lineage: Eukaryota; Fungi; Ascomycota; Eurotiomycetes; Chaetothyriales; Trichomeriaceae. The transcript has a single exon. Bases 1 to 1581 code for a protein of 526 amino acids. Gene Ontology annotation, molecular function: heme binding; iron ion binding; oxidoreductase activity, acting on paired donors, with incorporation or reduction of molecular oxygen, reduced flavin or flavoprotein as one donor, and incorporation of one atom of oxygen. The record is from RefSeq and is a predicted model, not a curated record.